This is a messenger RNA of Pygocentrus nattereri (red-bellied piranha), 4622 nucleotides long. Its product is annotated as ATPase family AAA domain containing 2. Lineage: Eukaryota; Metazoa; Chordata; Actinopteri; Characiformes; Serrasalmidae. The transcript is spliced from 28 exons. Bases 252 to 4463 code for a protein of 1403 amino acids. The record is from RefSeq and is a predicted model, not a curated record. Gene Ontology annotation, cellular component: nucleus. Gene Ontology annotation, molecular function: histone binding; ATP hydrolysis activity; ATP binding. Gene Ontology annotation, biological process: positive regulation of transcription by RNA polymerase II.
UAAAGCGCACAGGAAUAUCGUGCUAGCUCGCUCGUCGAGCGGCUCUAGUUUUCGCCUCGUCGGCCUCAACGGCGCUCACGGUCGUGAUUGGACCUAUGGUGACGUUUAUGGCGCCAGAAAUCAAGGUGGGAAAGCGGGCUGCUUCGGACGAGGGUUUUUAUUCCGCGCUCGGCUGUUACUGGGAUGUGGUUAGAAGCCGAAUAAAGUCGAAUUUCUCCGUAAAUGAGCUGCCUUAGGUUGUAAGCGACGCCAUGGUGAUGCUUCGAAGCAGCAGCGGAACCGCCGAGGCGGCCGCGGCGAAGAGGGCGCCUUCUGAUAUGGACUCCAGCUCGGAGUUUCUCUCCCUGCGGCGGCCGCAGCGAAAGUCAGCGCGGUUGAGAAGGGGCCUGGAUGACAGCUGCAGCAGCGCCGAGAACAGCCCAGCCAACGGAUAUUUGUCUGCCAAGGAGGAAAACAGUGAUGACAAAUGCAGCAUGAGGACACGGGCUCAAAGAGACAAAGCCAGUGUGAAGUUUGCUGAUAUGAGGAACCAAACUGACAGAUCUUCUCAAAAAGAGGAUAAAAGAUCUCAAAAGGAACAUAAAAGAUCUUCUCAAACGGAGGACAAAAUAUCUCCUCAGAAGGAGGACGAAAGUGUGAGACAUUUAAGGAAAUCUCCAAGAUUCCAGACAGAUGGCGAUAAAUCUGGUGACGAGAAUACUGUUGUAGAUGAGAUUGACCGGACAGCAACCCCUCAGAAUAUUCGUGCGCGAUUAAGAGAGGAAAAGGAGGACAGUGCUGUAAGACGCAGCUCCAGGAUCACCAGAUAUAAGCUUGAUGCCAGGAACCAGUCUGUCCUCUACGACCGGCUAAUCACAAACACUGCAGAGGCUGUCCUCCAGAAGAUGGACGACAUGCAGAAAAUGCGGCGAAGGCUGAGGAGCAGAGACUCAGAAGAGGAGAAUCACAGAAUGUACUCUGAAGCCAAGAGGAAGAGGACCACACAGUCCUCUGUGAGAACAGAUGAGGAGAGUGCUGAUGAUCAAGAGAAUGAAUACAGUGAUCAGGAAGAUGAUAAUGACAACGAAGAUGAUGAAGAUGAAGAAGACGGAGAAGGAGAGGAAGAGGAAGAAGACAACCAGAAACGCUAUGAAUUCAGGCAAAGAAAAGCUGUUGUUCGCUACCAAGCUCCUCUUGAGGAGCCAAGGAAGCAGAGCAUAUUUUUCCGCCGACACUCCACCCCAAUCAGGCGGAGGUAUUCCUUCGGUGCCACAGGACCCCAUAGCCCAUACAACAGACGCAGAAGCAGCAGAAGGAGGCAUGCCAUCCACAGUAGUGACUCAACCUCUUCCUCUUCAUCAUCUGAUGAUGAGAAAUUUGAGAGAAGAAGAAAUAAGAGCCGGAACAGGUCAAUGUACAGAUGCCUUCCAAUGAACUUGCUGAAGGAGGAUCUUUUGGGAAUCCACAAGGACAGAAUUAAAGUCGGAGCAAGUCUCGCUGAUGUUGAUCCAAUGCAGAUUGACCAAACGGUGCGCUUUGACAGCAUUGGUGGUUUGGGCAGGCAUAUCUCGGCUCUAAAGGAAAUGGUGGUCUUUCCCUUGCUGUACCCUGAAGUCUUUGAGCGGUUUAAGAUUCAGCCUCCAAGAGGUUGUCUUUUCUACGGCCCUCCCGGUACAGGAAAGACCCUGGUUGCUCGGGCCCUGGCCAACGAGUGCAGUCAGGGGGAUAAGAAAGUGGCAUUCUUCAUGAGGAAAGGAGCAGACUGCCUCAGCAAGUGGGUGGGAGAGUCUGAGAGACAGCUGCGAUUACUUUUUGACCAGGCAUACCAGAUGCGUCCAUCAAUCAUUUUCUUUGAUGAGAUUGAUGGAAUUGCACCUGUUCGAUCAAGCAGGCAAGACCAGAUACACAGCUCUAUCGUAUCCACAUUGUUGGCUUUGAUGGAUGGGCUGGAUAGUCGUGGUGAGGUGGUCGUUAUUGGAGCCACUAACCGGCUGGAUUCCAUAGAUCCUGCACUCAGACGGCCUGGGCGCUUCGACAGGGAAUUCCUAUUCAGCCUCCCAGAUAGAGAGGCUCGUAAGGAUAUCUUGAAGAUUCAUACAAGACAGUGGAAUCCACAGCCAUCUGAUGCUUUCCUCGAGGAGCUGGCUGACAAGUGUGUCGGUUACUGUGGUGCAGACAUAAAGGCCAUAUGUGCAGAAGCGGCACUGUGCGCCCUGCGGCGGCGCUACCCCCAGAUAUACGCCUCUUCUCAGAAACUUCUACUGGAUGUGGCGUCCAUCAGCGUGGAUGGCCGUGACUUCCUGUCUGCCAUGAGGAAGAUAGUCCCUGCAUCCCAGAGGGCUGUGGCGUCUCCGGCCCGAGCCCUAACGCCGGUUGUCCAGCCCCUGCUGGCCAAUACUCUCAUCAAUUCCCUGAAGGCCCUACAGAAGCUCUUCCCUCAUGUGGAGCAGGGCCUCAAGAAGAAAAAAGAAAAGGAUGGUGGAGCUGACAUACUAGAUGACCUCUUGCACAGUGAUGAUGAAGGAUCCUCUAUGUGCACAAGUAACCCUGCCCAGAAAAAUGCAGGGCCAGCUGGGACCUUCCUUCAUUUUAACAGGAGUGCUCUCCAGCAGCCCACUUCAUUCAGGCCCCGCUUACUGCUCUCUGGGGGUCCAGGCUCAGGUCAGAGCACACACUUGGCUCCUGCCAUACUCCACACUCUGGAGAAGUUUCCUGUCUACACACUGGACAUGGCUGUACUUUUUGGGGUCAGCACCACAAGCCCAGAGGAAGCCUGUGCACAGCUGUUUUGUGAGGCCAAGAGAACGGCUCCCAGCAUCCUGUACAUUCCUCAUAUGCAGCGCUGGUGGGACACAGUGAGCUCUGCACUUAAAGCCACUUUCCUCAGCCUGUUGCAGGACAUCCCUUCCUUCUCACCCAUCCUUCUCCUCGCCACCUGCAGCCUCCCUUAUCAGGAACUCUGCUCAGAGGUGCAGGAUCUGUUUCUCAUGGAGUAUGGAGAGGUAUUCAGUGUUUCACUUCCUUGUGAAGAGGAGAGACGCAACUUCUUUGAGGAUCUCAUUCUGGUCCAAGCUGCAAAGGCCCCUGUAUCAAAAAGAGAAGCAGUGCUCCAGGCUCUGGAGGUCCUCCAAGUGGCCCCCCCACCUCCUCCGCGCCAGCUCUCUGAGCAAGAGCAGCAGAAGCUAGAGGAGCAGGAAGAGGACACACUCAGGGAACUCCGCCUCUUCCUGCGUGAUGUCACAAACCGACUUGCUCAGGACAAGCGCUUCAAGAUCUUCACCAAACCUGUGGACACAGAGGAGGUUCCAGAUUACACUACAGUCAUUAAGCAGCCCAUGGACCUCUCCACAGUCCUCAGCAAAAUUGACUUGCACAAAUACGUAACUGUAAAAGACUUCCUUCAUGAUGUGGAUCUGAUCUGGAAGAAUGCUCUGGAGUACAACCCAGAUAGAGACCCCUCAGAUCGUUUGAUUAGACACCGUGCCUGCGCGCUCAAGGACACUGUUCAUGCCAUCAUCAAAGAUGAACUGGAUGAGGAUUUUGAGAAGAUCUGUGUUGAGAUCAAGGAGUCACGCAUGAAGCGAGGUUGCACCACAUCAAGGUUUACCCCUUCAUAUUACCAUGUGCUGCCAAAAGUCUCUGCAUUAGCAGAGCCUAAUGAUUCUGGCCCCUUCAAAGAUGCUGCUCCUGUGGUUGCAACACCAGUUACACCAAAGCAAGCAGGUGUACAGAAGAAAAAGAAGCGCAGGAAGCUAUGGAGCAAUGGCCUUGUCCGCCGAAAGAAGUCCUCAUACUCGCACUCAAAAGAAACAGUUGAGUCAGGUGAAGAAGAGGAGGAUGAGGAUGAAGACGAAGAUGACGGCAAAGCAGCAGAGAGCGAGGGUACAGAUGAGAAAGUCAAAGAUGUGGAAUCUGAACCGAUGGAGGUGGAGAACAAGAAGGAAGACCCACCUCCAACAGAGAAUGGGAACGAAACGGUCCCCCCGCUUGUUCAGAAUGGCAAUGUUAGCAGUGGAGAAGGAGAUGAUGUCUGUAUGGUUUCGUCUGUGAAUGGAAUCCAGAAUGGAAAUGUUUCUGAUGCCAUUCCGAAUGGCUGCAGUGCUGUAGAGGAUGGAGACGGUGAGGUCCAACUGAUGGAGAGCACUGAUGCUAAGGGGACGAAACCUAGUGCAGAGGAGGACACAGGAAUAGAGAAGGGGAUGAGACGUGUGACCAGAGGCUUGAGGAUGCAGGCCCAGCAGCAGCUUCUUGACGUGGACACUGCCAUGAGGAUCCUGGAACAGGGGAACCAGCCACUGAUUGUGGAUCACAACAAGCUGAAGGAGCUCUUGGAAAAAGCGGUGGCCAAGACUGAGGGUUAUGAGGUUGACCGGCUGGAGAAGCUUUAUGCUCUGUUGUGCCAGUGCAUCUACAGACAUAAGAGAAACUGUGACAAAACUGCACUUAUACAGGAGAUGUCCCGGGAAGUUGAGGAUUUCUCGUAGUCCUUCUUCAUAAGCAUAUACAUCCAGCUUUAGUAUUAAAGCAAAGUUCUGCAGCAAGUUCAUAAAUUAUAUUUUACUAUUACAUGGGGAAAUGAACAAGGGUGGAGUGUUGUACAUUUUCUAAUGUAUUCCUGUCUUCUAUUAAAGCCUUUGUCAGUA